AUGCACUCCCUCCGAAGUUUUUCUUCAAACAUCAGAAAUAGAUUUAUAAAAAAGCUGUCGAGACAAAGUUUUUGUAAAGAGAGAGGGAGAGCCUUGUCUACUGUGGAAAAUCCACCGGGCUUUGCGUCAAAUACCCAAUUUAGUAUACCGAAAUGUAUCGUUGGCCAGCCAACUUGUUACACUCAUCCGCAUAUGAUAGCAGAGGGUCACUUAACAUGUGGUAUAACCCAACAGGAGUAUAAGGAAAGGAGAGACACUUUGGUGAACAAAUUGAAUGCAGAACCCGAUCACGCGCAUAAAUCUCAUGUUGUAAUAAUCCCAGCAGCGUGUAAACAGUACAUGUCAGACAAGAUUCCCUAUGUCUUCCGCCAGAACUCUGACUUCUUUUAUUUAACAGGAUGCUUGGAGCCUUCUGCGAUUCUGGUUAUGGUCAAGUCAGGACUGGCAGAUGAUUACUCAAGUAUACUUUUUGUACAUGAAAAAGAUAGUCAUGCAGAAUUAUGGGAGGGACCUCGUACAGGUUGUGCAGUUGCAGCAUCAUUAUUUGCAGUUGAUGAAGCUAGGCCUAUAGACAAUUUCAGCAAUGACAUUCUUAGAAUAAUCUCAUCAUCAAAGCCAGCAGUAGUCUGGUAUCAGAACGACAGUCCACCUAAUCCUGAAAUACACGAGACCAUCCAUUCCUCUAUCAGUCAAAGUCAUGUCUCAACAGAUAACCCUCAAAGGUUCCUGCAUCAAAUGCGUGUAAUAAAGUCUCCAGCUGAAAUAGAACUGAUGAAGGAGACAUGCUAUAUUGGAUCACAGAUGGUCAAUCUGGCGAUGGCGUGCACAAAACCUGGUAUAUCGGAGCACGCAGUUAGCACAGCGCUGGAGUACGGGGCGCGCGCGGGGGGAGCCGAGCACGGGGCCUUCCCCCCCGUAGUGGCGGGGGGGGCGCGCGCCACGCACAUCCACUACGUCAGCAACAACCAGCUGCUGGCCCGGGACGACCUGUUGCUGGUGGACGCUGGCUGCCAGCGCUGGCUCUACAAUUCGGACAUCUCGCGCACGUGGCCCGUGUCCGGGAAGUUUUCCAAACAUCAGAGGAUUUUGUACGAGCUAGUGCUUACUGUGCAGAAACGUCUUAUAGAAAUACUGGGUGAAUAUCGCCCUCCUCUAGACCAGCUGUUCGACCACAUGUGUCGUCUACUUGGCAAUCACUUGCAGCAGGAAGGUAUCCUACCUCGGAACAUCGACACCAACGAACUGAUAGGACGAGCCUACCGCCUGUGCCCGCACCACGUGGCGCACUACCUGGGCCUGGACGUGCACGACGCGCCGCUCGUGCGCCGCCGCGUGCCCGUCGCCCGCGGCAUGGUGCUCACCGUCGAGCCAGGUAUCUACAUCAGACCAGAUGACACUUCAGUUCCGCAGGAGUUCCGCGGAAUGGGCAUCAGAAUAGAGGAUGACGUGCUCAUCACUGACGCAGACCCGCUCAUACUCACAGCCGCCUGUGUCAAGGAGGUCGACGACAUCGAAAAUAUAGUUGGCAAACAGAGCUUGUGA
Molecule: messenger RNA, 1542 nt
Organism: Melitaea cinxia (Glanville fritillary)
Lineage: Eukaryota; Metazoa; Arthropoda; Insecta; Lepidoptera; Nymphalidae
Product: xaa-Pro aminopeptidase 3-like
Exons: 10
Coding region: 1-1542 (513 amino acids)
Cellular component (GO): mitochondrion
Molecular function (GO): metalloaminopeptidase activity; manganese ion binding
Source: RefSeq, a predicted model, not a curated record